GGUCGAGCGGGCGUGAGGCAGGCCAGGGGGCAGGCCAGCCAGGCAGGCCAGGGUCAGCAGUCCUUGGUAAGUACGGGUGUAAGAGCGCGGGGCAGCCGUGGGGCGUCCGCGCCUGCUCCGUGGGCCCGCUCCUCGCGCUCCGGUCGGGCGGAGAGACGGGGAGGAGGGGGCGGGGGACGGGAAUGCUGAGGUAUGUGGAGUAGAGGGGGAGGCCGGUGACCCGCUACCUACCUCUCUCUACCUGCUUCGCCCGGUCGUGUGGAGCGUUCUGGCUGGGGCUGGACUGGAGUCAGAGCAGAGUCAAGCUGCUGGAGUCAACGCAGCGCAUCACUUCUGCGUCUUAUUCCGGCGUCGCUCUUCAAAGUGUUCUUCAAGAUCGGAACGUGAGGGUGCAGAUCGGGAGGCCAGGGGUGCCCCUCUCCGAAUCAGUCUUAACUCAACCAGAGCUGCUGACGUUUGGACCACCGGAUUGCAAGCAGCUCAUAAUACCUGCCAUGCAAAGCUUUAAGUUUUGAUGGAAUGAUUGUGUAGUUUGACAGUUUUCCUUCACAUGAUGGGAUCUAGAGUUGCUCCCCACUGCCCAGGGGAUAAGGGCAUUCCUCGCCUUCUUGAAGAUCUGCAACGGCUAGCUGAAGACCACGAAUCUGCUGACGUUGUUUUUUUAGUCGGGAGGGAUGAAGUGCCAGUUUAUGCUCAUCGAGUCAUACUGAUGGCUCGAUGCAAAAGUUUUCAGACAGCAAAAAGAGGCGAGCUCUGUCGUAUACCUGGGUGUUCUGUUGCUCCAGCGGCUCCAGGAGCACCCACUCCUGUGCGGCUUCCUCAAUUUCAAGGGGAUACAUUCAAGUUAUUUAUUCUGUAUGUAUAUACAGGUACAAUCAUGCUUCAAGAUAGUGCGGUUUUUGAAAUGUUGACACUUGCUCAGGAUUUGGGUGUGGAAGAAUUAAAGAACUGCUGCGAAGACCAUGUAUCAUCUACUCUUUCUGUGUUAAAUGCUUGUACUUUCCUAGCAGCGGCUCUUGAUAUACAUGAUCGAGCAGCUGGUGGUAAAGGAGCCAAAUCUUUUGUUGACCGGUGUACAUCAUAUAUAGGGGAAAAUGCACUAGAAUGUGUUAAGACAAAUUCUUUUCUGAAUCUACCAAAAGAAGCUUUGCUCAAAUUAAUUUCAUCUGAUCACCUGGCUUUAGAAGAGGAAGAUGUAUGGAGAGCAGUGCUGAACUGGGCAAAACAUCAAGCUGGUGUCACGCAACCAACAGCUCACUGGACAGAAGAGGAAAGAGUCAGAGUUUGUCAGCACCUUGCCGGAGUAAUCAAUCAUGUUAGGCUUCUGUUGAUUGACAGUCAGGUAUUUGCUGAAGAAGUUGAACCAACCGGUGCUGUGCCUAUGGAAUUAUCACUUGAAAGGUAUCGAUAUGCAGCAUUACCAAACAAGUUCAAAGAGAGAUCAGAGGACAAGCGAUUACAGCCUCGGGUUUCUUUGAGAUUAUUUCCCGGUUCACAAAUCUUGGUCAAAGAGAAGACUUCAUUACAAAGAACCCUAAAUUCAUGGUAUGGAAAUGCAAAGCAACAAUGGAGAUUAGUAUACAGAGCAUCAAGUCAUGGCUACUCAGCUGAAGCUUUUCAUAGACAUUGUGAUGGGGUUUCACCAACAUUUGUAAUUGUUCUGGGUACUAUGGGAGAAAUUUGUGGAGGUUUCAGUGAUGUAGCAUGGGGUAAGCCAAACACAAAAGGCCACUAUAUUCCUUCUGAAAAGGCCUUCCUAUUUACAUUAACAAAUUCAGCAGGUCUUCCUCCUACGAAAUAUGAUAUCCAAAAGAAACCCUAUGCCAUAUGCUACCAUCCAGAAUGUGGCCCAAUUUUCGGAGGUGGAGCUGACUUGUUAAUAUCCAACAAUUGUAAUACUAACCUUGACAGUUAUUCUAAUUUGCCUCAUUCCUAUGAUGGUGAUGGAGCUUCAAGUAGUGUGCUUAUGGGUGACUACAAUUUUUCUGUCUUGGAUUACGAAGUGUUCACUCCAUCAAACAAAUAAUUUCUGAUGUCUUAUUAUAAAACUCCUAUAAUUGGAA
Frankliniella occidentalis (western flower thrips) is the source of this 2063-nucleotide messenger RNA. Its product is annotated as BTB/POZ domain-containing protein 9. Gene Ontology annotation, molecular function: protein binding. The coding region runs from base 551 to 2026 and encodes 491 amino acids. The transcript has a single exon. The record is from RefSeq and is a predicted model, not a curated record. Lineage: Eukaryota; Metazoa; Arthropoda; Insecta; Thysanoptera; Thripidae.